Cotesia congregata is the source of this 1125-nucleotide messenger RNA. NCBI's taxonomy places the organism in Eukaryota, Metazoa, Arthropoda, Insecta, Hymenoptera, Braconidae. The record is from the annotation of a GenBank genome assembly.
AUGGAGCACAUAUAUCAAUCAUAUACAGCAAACGCGUCUUCAAAAUUAAAUAUCGCUGAGUAUUUUAGUCAAUUCGAAGGGGCCAAUGAACAAUUACGUACAAAUAUACCUAUGAACAAAGCGCAAUUGACUGAAUUACACGAGAGUAUCAGUAUUGAUAAGCUAGAUGUAGAUGAAGAGUCAGCGGUCACUGGUCAUCGACGAAUGAUACCAAAGCUCGAAGCUAAAAAAUUAAUCAACGACACAAAUUUACAGACAUUAAAACUGUUGAAAGAAAAGUACAUGGAGUAUUUGCCAAAAAUAUUCAGACCAUCGUUAAAGUAUCAAAGUGAAUUGAUUGUUAGAUAUAGUGAACCGAUAAUGAGCGGUCCUGGUGCAGUACCUGGAAAAAAUAUGAUUAUAUUUAUAAGAGUAUACAAUCCAUUCGAUUAUCAUAGGAAAGAAUAUCCUGUAAGACAUCAACGGAUAUCGUUAAUGCACUUGAUAGGAGUACUGGACUGUCAAACGUUAGCUGAUUUGCGUGAUAAAAUUCACUGUAUAUCAGAUUUAUCACUCUCUAGAGAAAGUAGUGGUAAUCCUCAAGAGUACACUGAAGUCUCCAACAAAGAUUUGUACAAGUCGUCAUUUUUUUAUAUUGAAAAUACUUUUUACAAUGACACAAGAGAUCCAACAAACCAUGACAACAGUUUACCGAUACGAGAGUGGGCUGAAAAACGCAACUUGGGUCCGUUUAAUGUAGCUAAAAUGGAAGAUACCACACUAGGUUCACUGGUCGUCAAAUUUGGAUACCCUUGGGUCUAUCAGCAUCAAGGAAACUGCGAGCAUCUGAUUGUUUUUAGCGACGCCAGGUUUGUAGCUCGUGAUGAUGAUUUGGCAAUCGCUAAUUACCCAAGAAUUUAUCGUGCAAAACCAAGCAAACAGCCUUCAUGUAUGAUUUGCGAGCGAAUUGUCCAGUGGGUAACAUUUGACAGUGACCGAGUACCUCAUGAUUCCUUUUUCUUUUGUGAUAAAUGUUUUUUGUCUUUUAAUUACAAGGAUAAUAAAAAAAUCGGCAACUUUAAAGCUUAUCGCUGGCCAUAUGACCCUGAACUGAUGAAAAUGAUUAACAACUUCAAAUCAGAGUAG